Molecule: messenger RNA, 802 nt
Organism: Amphimedon queenslandica
Lineage: Eukaryota; Metazoa; Porifera; Demospongiae; Haplosclerida; Niphatidae
Product: mitochondrial import inner membrane translocase subunit tim23-like
Exons: 6
Coding region: 54-614 (186 amino acids)
Biological process (GO): protein import into mitochondrial matrix
Cellular component (GO): TIM23 mitochondrial import inner membrane translocase complex
Molecular function (GO): transmembrane protein transporter activity
Source: RefSeq, a predicted model, not a curated record
AAGCCGGAAAUAUACUCGUUAUUGGGUAUUACAUCAUUAUUACGCGUCUAAAGAUGGCGCAUCACGGAUGGCAGGAAGCAGCAGAAGCUCCCAGCGUGUCACCAGGUCCUUCAGCUCCAAGCCUUUAUUCUCCUUACUCACUCGAUCCAAACUACCUCCCUCAAGGCCCUGAGUUCAUAUUUCCAGUCGAAGUACGCAAGAAGUCGUGGAACGAGCAAAUGUUUGAUCGUACGGGAUCCUGUUACCUACUAGGAUUGACUGCCGGGGGUGCGUGGGGUUUAUGGGAGGGGAUAAGACGUCCCGAGGGCCGCACUACGAGACUAAGAGUGAACAGCGUCUUAAAUAGCUGCACCAGGAGAGGCCCUUUCCUUGGAAACACUGCAGCUGUGCUAGCUCUGAUGUAUUCACCUUUGUGUUCAGCACUCGCUCAUUAUAGAGGAGUUGAUGAUAGCAUUAACUCCAUUGCUGCUGCUUCAAUAACUGGACUAUUAUACAAAUCAACAGCUGGUCUAAGAGCUAUGGGUGUUGCUGGAGCAGCAGGCUGUGUGGCAUUAGGUAUCUACUCUAUCUCGUCUUAUUAUUUUGGUGGCAGUCAAUCCCUCCUCUUCUCAUAAUGCAAUAAAUGACACGAUUCGUUACAAUCUAUUGUGAUUUAAUGUAAAAUGUAUAUAUGAUGAUGCAUUGUUAAAUAAAUUAUUGUCCAUUUUUGUUAUUUAUCAGUUAAAUUUUGAUGUCUUGUUAAUAAAGACAUAUUACUAUAAUGUUUAAAAUUUGGGCAAAGUCCAUAUUGACCAAUGGCUCC